Molecule: messenger RNA, 1027 nt
Organism: Elephantulus edwardii (Cape elephant shrew)
Lineage: Eukaryota; Metazoa; Chordata; Mammalia; Macroscelidea; Macroscelididae
Gene: MAP2K2
Product: mitogen-activated protein kinase kinase 2
Exons: 9
Coding region: 1-981 (326 amino acids)
Biological process (GO): protein phosphorylation
Molecular function (GO): ATP binding; protein kinase activity
Source: RefSeq, a predicted model, not a curated record
AUGCUGGCCCGGAGGAAGCCGGUGCUGCCGGCGCUCACCAUCAACCCCGCCAUCGCCGAGGGUCCGUCCCCUACGAGCGAGGGCGCGUCCGAAGCGAACUUGGCAGACCUCCAGAAGAAGCUCGAGGAAUUGGAGCUAGACGAGCAGCAGAAGAAGCGUCUGGAAGCCUUCCUCACCCAGAAGGCCAAGGUUGGCGAGCUCAAGGAUGACGACUUUGAGCGGAUCUCAGAGCUGGGAGCCGGAAAUGGUGGGGUGGUCACCAAAGUCCAGCACAGGCCCUCGGGCCUCAUCAUGGCCAGGAAGCUGAUCCACCUGGAGAUCAAGCCGGCCAUCCGGAACCAGAUCAUACGAGAGCUGCAGGUCCUCCAUGAGUGCAACUCCCCAUACAUCGUCGGAGAGAUCAAGCUGUGUGACUUCGGGGUCAGCGGCCAGCUCAUUGACUCCAUGGCCAACUCCUUCGUGGGGACACGCUCCUACAUGUCGCCGGAGCGCCUGCAGGGCACCCACUACUCGGUGCAGUCGGACAUCUGGAGCAUGGGCCUGUCGCUGGUGGAACUGUCCAUCGGGAGGUACCCCAUCCCCCCGCCCGACGCCAAGGAGCUAGAGGCCAUCUUCGGUCGGCCCGUGGUCGACGGGGCCGAGGGUGAACCCCACAGCAUCUCACCAAGGCCCCGGCCCCCUGGACGCCCCAUCAGUGGUCACGGCAUGGACAGCCGGCCCGCCAUGGCCAUCUUUGAACUGCUGGACUACAUUGUGAAUGAGCCUCCCCCGAAGCUGCCCAACGGCGUCUUCACCCAGGACUUCCAGGAGUUUGUAAAUAAAUGCCUGAUCAAGAACCCGGCAGAACGUGCUGACUUGAAAAUGCUGAUGAACCACACCUUCAUCAAGCGGUCCGAGGUGGAAGAAGUGGACUUUGUAGGCUGGUUGUGUAAAACGCUGCGGUUGAACCAGCCCAGCACACCCACGCGCACCGCUGUGUGACCGGGCCACCGUCCCUGCCUGCGCCCCCCUCCUGGCCCUGCGCCCC